UUUUCUUCUUUUUCUUUAUAAAUGAACACUGAAACACAACAUAUGCAUUUUAUUCAGCCAAUGACGCCUAUGGAGUCCUUAUUGAGUGCUAUCGACAAUGCAAAGCCUAUUCAUCUUCCUCAGCCAAAUAACAAACGAAGUCGACCUUCAUCACCUCAACAGUCUAUGUCGAUUGAGAGCAUUUUGGAUCAUCAUCAUGAGCGACCAUUUAAGAGACAAAACUAUCACCCUGUAUCUCCUCCACCUCAAUCUCCACCUUUGACUUGUAAGAAAAUGUCGACUGUGACCUGUUAUCAUGCAUCUGUUGCUCAAAAAUCUUAUGGUUCAGAAAAACGAUUUUUAUGCCCUCCACCUAUUGUGAUGAUGUCAAAUCAACUGAGUCAUACACCUCUUGUCUCAAUGACAGUCGUAUGCGAAACAGGCGAUCGACAACUUGAACAGCGAGCAUUACUAGAUGAAAACCUGAAGGGUAGUUUUAAAUACCUAUUUGUUACUGGCACAGCAAAAGCAAAGCAGUUCUGUUUACGAGUCAAUCUAACAAAACAACAACAACAACAAUCUUAUGCUUCUUUCUUUAGUUCACCUAUCUCUAUCAUCUCUAAACCUUCGAAAAAGACAGCAAAAGCACGUAAUAUCUCAACUUGUCUAUUUAACAAUGCCUAUGUAUCACUCUUUAAUCGCAUUAAUUCACAAACUGUACGUACAAAAUACCUGACGACUGAAAACAAGCAAAUGUGCGCUAAACAUGCCUCUUGGUCUCCAUUUGAAAUCAUAGUGGUGCGUCAACCUAAUCAAGCCUUAAAUCCUGAUAAUCACAGUGUGUCUGUGCCCAUCACUUAUGGUACAGAAAUCAUCCUCAAGGACGUUCAUACGGGCAUUUCCUCCCCUCCUUUAAUUAUCCGCAAAGUAGACAAAGGUCGUAUUGUCAAUCAUGCCUAUGGUUUGCUAUCUCAGAUGCAGAAGAUUGCUUUACAACUCGCUUCGUCAUCAUCCCAGGCUGAACCCUUGUAUUUGAAUGCCAAUGGUCAAGCCAUGCAUCAUCAAGAAUCAGACAACCAUUCAAACCACAACACAAGUGCUUGGAUUGACUUCUCACCCUCGAAAAUAGUCCAAGAAGCAGAAACAACAGAAAUUGUCAGUGACUAUCUAUGCUGGACAAUUGUCGGUAUCUCUAAAUUUGAAUACUCUUUUUCAGAGACCAAUAUGCCUAUCGAAACAACACAAAGACAACUCUCUCCUCCUCCUUCACCACCCAGAUCAAUCAUGCCCUAUCCUCUCAUUCAUUCUGUUGAUUAUGCACCUUCAUCACAUGCUUUAAAAAUCACUGGACAACACUUGACUCAUGGACGCCUAUUAGAAUUCUGGCUUGGUUCUCAUGGUCCCCUUAAAGCCAAAGAAGAAGCAAAAGACCAGGUGCUGAUUGAAUUACCAGACACUCAAAACUUAACUACUGAAUUACCUUUAUUGCUUGUAAGACAGGAUGGAUUUGUAUAUCAUUCAAACAAAUCUCUUUGUUACCAAUCUAAUCAAUGGUCUAUUAUGGACACUACUUUUUAAUAUACCUCUCUGUAAAUAAAAGAUAAGCUUAUCCCUCCUAUCAUCUGAUCUUAUCACUAUAAACCCAUUUUAAGAGUGGGAAAAAAAAUUUCCCCGUUUGUCAACCCCUCCCCCCCCC
Molecule: messenger RNA, 1675 nt
Organism: Gilbertella persicaria
Lineage: Eukaryota; Fungi; Mucoromycota; Mucoromycetes; Mucorales; Choanephoraceae
Product: beta-trefoil DNA-binding domain-containing protein
Exons: 1
Coding region: 22-1557 (511 amino acids)
Biological process (GO): regulation of transcription by RNA polymerase II
Cellular component (GO): nucleus
Molecular function (GO): RNA polymerase II cis-regulatory region sequence-specific DNA binding; DNA-binding transcription activator activity, RNA polymerase II-specific
Source: RefSeq, a predicted model, not a curated record